AUGACCGACACCCGCAGCCUCAUAACCCGCUUCAAAUUCUCAACCCUCCUAAACCAAGACCAACAAGGCCGGCGCAUCGUCCUCCAAGGCACAAUCUCCGGGCAACCAGCCCUCCUCCUCGCCGAACGCGGCGCCUUCAAAACAGAACCAAACUACCUCGGCUCCUUCUCGCGUCUUCUGGCCCACGUGAAAACCCUCGGAGACAAUGACAUCUACCACUGGUACCUAGCCAACUCCAUGACAGAAAACACAAUCGACGAACCCACGCCCCCGGAUUUAAAGAUAAACCUCAUAUACCCUUGCACCGAAACACAUAUCCGGAAGUACUCAUUCCAGCAAGCACGUGUCGUGAGAGAGACGGCCGAGAUUUAUGAGGAGUUUGUGAGGCCUUAUAUGAAAGUUUGUCGGGAGGAGGGGAGAUUGAAUUGGGUGUUCAAUAUUUUGGAAGGAAAAAGUGAGCAAGAGAAUGUGUUGUUUCGAUCUCACGAAGCAGAUCCGCAGGAUGAUUUCCUUUUACUUCCGGAUUUGAAUUGGGAUCGUUCGACGCUCGGGUCUUUACAUUUAUUGGCGUUACCGAUGAGGCGGGAUAUUUGGUCGGUGAGGGAUUUGAAGAAGAGGGAUGUCGAGUGGUUGAAACAUUUGAGGGAGACUUUGACGAGGAGUGUGAAGGAGUUGUAUGCUGGGUUGGAGGAGGAUAUGCUGAAGUUUUAUGUGCAUUAUCAGCCGACGUAUUAUCAUUUUCAUGUGCAUGUUGUGCAUGUGGAUCUUGAUGCUACGGGGACGCAGGCUGUGGGGAAGGCGUUGGGGUUUGAUCAUGUUGUUUCGCAGUUGGAGAAUUUGGGGGGUGGGGAGGAGGCGGGGAUGCAUCUGGUUGAGUUGUCGUAUACGGUUGGGGAGAGUAGUGAGUUGUGGCAGCAGGUUUAUUUGCCGUUGAAGGAGGGGAGGACGCCGAGCGUUUUGCAGUGA
This is a messenger RNA of Pseudocercospora fijiensis CIRAD86, 966 nucleotides long. RefSeq lists its product as uncharacterized. NCBI's taxonomy places the organism in Eukaryota, Fungi, Ascomycota, Dothideomycetes, Mycosphaerellales, Mycosphaerellaceae. The record is from RefSeq and is a predicted model, not a curated record. The transcript has a single exon. Gene Ontology annotation, cellular component: P-body; nucleus. Gene Ontology annotation, biological process: deadenylation-dependent decapping of nuclear-transcribed mRNA. The coding region runs from base 1 to 966 and encodes 321 amino acids. Gene Ontology annotation, molecular function: hydrolase activity; RNA 7-methylguanosine cap binding.